Molecule: messenger RNA, 1256 nt
Organism: Oryza sativa Japonica Group (Japanese rice)
Lineage: Eukaryota; Viridiplantae; Streptophyta; Magnoliopsida; Poales; Poaceae
Source: RefSeq, a predicted model, not a curated record
UUGCACUUUUCAGCUAUGACGGCAUCAAACUCCUCCGCCCACAUGCCCUCAUGUUAUUAAUUCGCUAGCUACUUGUGUUGAAUUUGAAUAUGAGUAUGACCUAACUUUCCUACAUUCUCGAUCUAUGCUGUGCAGGAUGUAUGGGGAGAAUUUGUCAUGGAAUUUAUGCUUCAAUACGUUAGUUCGAUCAAUUCCUUCCCCCUAGCUAGCUACUUUCUCUCUUUCUUAUUAUGAUUUGACUCUUCUGAUGAUGAUUGUUAUUUCUUUAUUAUAUACUAGCUAGCCUAUUUAAGUCUUGCAUUUGCGCGAUUUCAACCUUCAUCUAUGUUAGAUCGAUGUACAUGUUACUGUGUUGUUUAUAGUAAAUAUUUAUACAAGUAUAUUUUUGCACAAAACUCAUGAUACUAAUUACAAUAGUAAAGAGUGAUUGUUCUUCCUCCCCAAGAGUUUUUAUACAAAGAAUUUGUAAGAUCAAAAAAAAUUUUAGUCGAGGGACAGUCCACUUCCCAUUAGCUUAGCACAUCGAUCAGCUUAUACUGAGCUGCACUGCAAUUAUUGACGACUUGAACAGGCUACAACUUAAUUACUCCCCUUGCAGUCAAGAUUAAGGCAUGACAAUUGAUUGACUGUACGUUUCCUCUUCCCUUAACAUGCUAGCUUGUUGCUGUUCGUUUUUAUAGCAUCCUGUUUGGCUGAAAGAGUUUCAAGCUUUCGAGGACAAGGCCAGCGCCCUUAGCCUUGAUACUGGUGUUAGCGAACAGCUUGCAGGCAUGAUCCGGAGGUUUAUCUGUCCUGGGCAGACACUAGCAGUUGGAAAGCAAGAAUAUGUAACUAUCAUUCAAAGUAACUUGGGAAUAAAGUGCCUAUGGAAUGCUGAAGUGAUGGAGUUGAUGUGGGGCCUGAAUAAUCUAAAGGAACAUUUAGUACCUGAUGGAAAAUCAGAGCUGAGUAAAGAGGAUUGCCUCCCGAUGUGUGAAGGGAUGAAAUUUACCCUGAAUAAGUAUGGCUUCGGUGAUCUCAAACCAGAGAUGGUUACUAGAAGUAUCAUUGAGGCGACGGGCCUCUUGUACGAGACUGACUAUCAUGUGAGGAAACAUGGUGAGAGCAUGCGCUAUGCUGGUAAGCACCUGAAGGAGACAUCUGGCAUCAACGCUGAGGAUUGGGACCUGCUGAAACUUGCAACUGCUAUCAUGAUGUUAUGUUACCCUAAUGGUGAAUACAAGUUGGUUGGGAACCUUCCCGAGGUAAAAUCAUAA